CGAGAAGAACUCAGCUCUGUCUGAAACAAUGAGAGCUUAAGUAGAGAAGUUAGCAUUCAUUGAUUUCAUUCAUGACCUACCUACCUGUACGACUGAAAGACAAAGCAGCUGGAUUCAUAUGCAACAAGGCAGAUAUUUCUCCAAGAAGUUCUCUGCCAGAACAGCUGAAACGUCUUCUCAGUUCGCUACGGUUUAUUCCUCUGCUUGACUAUCUUUCCUCGGUUCACUACAACUUUCUGCAAUGGCGAGUGCUAUGAUGGGUGCACCCAAGGAAAUGACCAACGUGGAGAACAGUGAGAAGGUUGAAGAGCUUGGUCAGUUUGCUGUAAAUGAAUACAACACGAAGGAGGGAAAGAAUUUGCAGUUCAAGAAAGUGGUCUCCGCAAAGGAGCAAGUGGUGCAAGGAGUCAUGUAUCACCUCACAAUUGAAGCCAGUGAAGGUGAUGAAGCUGAAAAGUUAUAUGAAGCCAAGGUGUGGCAGAAGCCUGGAGAGGAGCCCAAGACUCUUGAGAAAUUUGUGCCGAAGACUAGUGAAGCUGUCACAAGAAUUACUACGCAGAAGCUGCAGGUGGUUUCAGUUGACAAUCCUUCAGUCAAGCUAGCAGCAGAGCAAGCCAUGGAAGCAUAUAAUGCGAAAUCUAACUCCCUCGUCCGCUACGAGCUUGUUCAGAUCACAAAUGCUCACGCCAAGCUUAUCAAAGUGGUCGAUGACAGCACCCCAGUCUCAUGUAUGGGUAAGUUAGGUAGCAUGUGUGGUAAGCCAGGUAAGGAGCAAGAGAGCUAUGAGCUCGAAAUGACCGUGUCCAGAGGUGAAAAGGAAGAAAGUGUGAAAGCUGAGGUACACCACAGUGUGGAUGGUGAAUGGACAGUGAAGCACGUUACCCCCGUGUAAAAUAUACUUGGAUUCAUAUUCUAGACGGCAUAGAGGUGAAUCUUCUUAUAAAGGUGGUCUCUCACAGAAUUGACUGCUGUGACUCAAAGGACUUGAAAAUCUGCACAAGCUCUGUCUCAUCUAUCUAUCUGGUGGAAGUACAACAACACGACUAACACAUGUACCAAUAGCAUGUCAGCAUUGAGCCAGAAGGGGAACGUUUGACGAAGGAUCUCUUAUUCUUCAGAGCAGGCUCAAGAGAUAGGAAGAAAAUUUGAGAUGCAUGCCUAGCUAGUUUGCUAGGAUAUGAUCGACCAGAAAUUCAAUGUCUUGUCGUACAUAGGCAUAAAGAUUUUGAUAAUCAAGGCAGAGGACUAGGGCAGAAACGUAGGGAUGGAACCACGUGCCACUUCACUUUAGUUAGAAAUGUAGGACAUUUGCAGCUCUUCAUAUCUCGACAGUGAACUGUAAAAGAAUAAAAGUCUUCCAGCCC
Marchantia polymorpha subsp. ruderalis is the source of this 1364-nucleotide messenger RNA. NCBI's taxonomy places the organism in Eukaryota, Viridiplantae, Streptophyta, Marchantiopsida, Marchantiales, Marchantiaceae. The record is from the annotation of a GenBank genome assembly.